GCGUAAACUGGUUCUAGGGGCUCAUUUGAGGAACCAGCGUGGACAACACUGACCUUCCAUCAUGUCUGGGGACUACAGCAUCUACACUGGACAGAAGAAGACCUUCACUAUCCCUGACUAUGUCCUUUUCAGUCUUACUUUGGCGGUAUCGGCCGGGAUCGGACUCUUCUAUGCCAUCAAAGACAGAAACAAAGUUAAUUCUCGGGAUUACCUUUUGGGAGGUAAAGAUAUGUACGUCUUUCCCGUGGCGAUGUCGAUGCUGGUGACGUUUCUCUCUGCACUGACGUUGCUGGGGACGCCGGCUGAGAUGUACAACUACACGACGAUGUUUUGGUGGUUAUGCCUUGCAUUUGUUUUUUCAACGGGAAUUGCCUCAGUAGUGUUCAUUCCAUUCUUCUAUAAUCUCAACGUAACAAGUGUAUUUCAGUAUCUUGAGCUGCGUUUCAGCAAGCCUGUCCGUGUUCUCGCCUCCGUGAUCUACAUUCUGCAAACUAGUGUGUAUAUGUCGUUCGUCCUCUACGCUCCUUCCCUGGCUCUGAAUGCGGUGACCGGACUUGAUUUAUGGGGAUCUCUGAUUGCUGCUGGAGUCAUUGUGACCCUGUACACAGCUCUGGGGGGAAUGAAGGCUGUGUUGUGGACUGACACCUUCCAGGCUUUUGUCAUUUUGGCGGGGCUGAUGGCGGUUCUCAUCCAGGGUUCCAUCGUCAUGGGUGGCUUCCAGAACGCCUGGGACAUCGCCGGGAACAGAUCAAGGAUCUACUUCAACGACUUCAGCUUUGACCCCACAACCCGCCACUCCUUCUGGUCGGUUGUGGUGGGAGGAGCCUUCUUGUGGUUGUCACUGUAUGGCGUUAACCAGGCUCAGGUCCAGAGAGCCAUGUCUUGUCCAUCUGUAUUUAAAGCCAAGCUGAUAUACCUCAUAAACCUGCCUGGCCUCAUCCUCAUCGUCAGCCUUUGCUGCAUGAUCGGCAUCGUCAUGUACGCCUUCUACGCCGACUGCCACCCCAUCAAGUUCAACAGCCUCAUCAGCAGAUCAGAUCAGCUCCUGCCCUUGUAUGUGAUGGAUAUCUUAGGCCAUAUUCCCGGAAUACCAGGAGUGUUUGUGUCGUGUAUCUUCAGCGGGAGUUUAAGCACCAUAUCCUCCUCCUUGAACGCCCUGGGAGCCAUCAUCCCCUGCGACAUCAUCAAACCAUACUGCUGCCCAAACCUUUCUGAUAGGUCCAUGACCAUUCUUUCAAAGGUUAUAGUUUUCAUAUUUGGGGGAGUUGCUAUCGGCCUCGCCGUCCUCGCAUCUCAACUUGGGUCUCUGAUGCAGAAGAAAGUGACGAUUUGCAGUCAGAUUCCCCUGAACCACCAAGUCAGAUCUCCUGUUGUAGGAUUUGGUCCCCGCAACAUGACAGUUCUGGACACAGCUGUGGAAAAAAGUUCAUUUAACGUCGGCAGCGAAUAA
Haliotis rubra (blacklip abalone) is the source of this 1450-nucleotide messenger RNA. Its product is annotated as sodium-coupled monocarboxylate transporter 2-like. The record is from RefSeq and is a predicted model, not a curated record. Bases 62 to 1450 code for a protein of 462 amino acids. Gene Ontology annotation, cellular component: membrane. NCBI's taxonomy places the organism in Eukaryota, Metazoa, Mollusca, Gastropoda, Lepetellida, Haliotidae. Gene Ontology annotation, molecular function: symporter activity. The transcript is spliced from 11 exons. Gene Ontology annotation, biological process: sodium ion transport; transmembrane transport.